UUCUCUGCUGCAUCAAUUAUUGUCUCAUCUCACAACUUUGGAUUUCGUCUUCCCAAAGCUCAAUCCCGAAAUUCUCUGCUAAAGAUUCAAUCUUUCCAGCAGCCCACAAACAGAAUCGGCUCGAAUCGAAAGUGAGCUAAGAAGAUCAAUCAAAUUCAACCAUGAGUGAAGAGAAAAAGGAGAGCUAUCAGCACCACCAUGUCCAUGACCAUCCACCGCCGCCUCCGUACGGAACAUUCCAGGGCGUAGCAAACCACCCUCCGCCGCCGGCCAUGGGCUUCCCCCAGCCCGUCCCGCCGCCCGGCGUUUCCGGAGCUCCGCCGCCGCAGUCUCACUACUACGCCCACGGCUAUCAAGCUGUCCCAGGUUAUGCUGCUGUUGCAACUGGAAGACCCGUAAGGGAGCCGCGACUUCCUUGCUGUGGAAUCGGCCUCGGCUGGUUCUUGUUCAUUAUUGGAUUCUUCAUUGCCGGAAUUCCAUGGUAUGUUGGUGCAUUGCUUCUAAUUUGUUCCAGAGUUGACCCUCGCGAGAAACCAGGAUACGUUGCUUGCACGAUUGCUGCUGUGAUGGCUGCUAUUGCGGUGGUCUUCGGAUUGACUAGGAUCGACGACUGAUGAAACAAUCACAGGGAACCUAAAACAUCUGAAAGAAACUAGCCUGCUGUGUGUAUAUUUGAGCUCAAGUAAUGUUUUAUUUGUUAUACUUUUACAUAUAUGUUGUAUGGAUUAUAUUUCUGUAAUGAAGCAUGUUUGUAAUCAGUGUUGUAAUGUAAUGCAAAACUCAAAAUCUUGUAAUUCCAUAUUUGUGAAAUGACAGUUCCCAUCUGUUAGUGUA
This is a messenger RNA of Salvia hispanica, 834 nucleotides long. RefSeq names its product large ribosomal subunit protein eL20z-like. NCBI's taxonomy places the organism in Eukaryota, Viridiplantae, Streptophyta, Magnoliopsida, Lamiales, Lamiaceae. The record is from RefSeq and is a predicted model, not a curated record.